GCCCAGGAGAUAACGGGACCCUGGGCACGCCGCCAAAAAUAUCUCGUCCAAAUCUGGUCCAUUACGUAACGUCAUACACGCGGUUUUUUUAUCUAAACAAACCGAGGAUGGAGAUGGAUCAAGGCCGCCGACAAUUAUACACUACGUGAUUGAAAUUAAACGGUGCCAUCAACCAAACAAUAAUAAUACCGACGUCGACCAAUCCGAUCGAACCCAUUUCGCGUGCCCGCAACACCACCACCAGCAGCCAGCGGCUCUAACCUCACUUCGAGAUGAGACGUCGAUGUGUGUCGAUGUGUUCCUCGCGUUCGGUUACUUAACUAUGACUUAAGUUAGGGAUUCGAUUGGUUCUAGUGCCUUAAUUGUACUUAAAUAUGGAUUCGAGCAAGAAGUACGAUCACCCCUCUCCGGAGGAAUCGGCGAAUCCGCUGUCGAAGCUGUUCUUUGUCUGGAUCUUGCCAUUUUUCAAAUAUGGCUACACGAACGACUUACAAGUCAAAGAUUUAUACAACUGUGCCAAACUCGACGUCUCCGGCUCCCUCGGCGACGAAAUGGAACGAAACUGGGACUACGAAGUUCAAUCCGCCCUCAAGUCCGGCAAAAAACCCAGCCUCUUGCGCACCCUCCGGGUCACUUUCAUCAAAUCCUACUCGGUCGCUGGAGUCAUAAUGUGCCUACAAUGUUCUCUACUCAGGAUGUAUCUGCCCGUGAUCCUCGCACAAUACAUCAGCUAUUACGAGAUAAACAGCAAAGACCGGUCGACCGGAAGCGGAUGGGGCCUUGCUACCGGAGUAAUUCUAUUAUCAUUCGUGAGCAUCCUCAUCGUACACCACACUAACUUGUAUUGCCAGAGGAUAGGAAUGCGGAGUCGGAUAGCCACUUGUUCCCUGAUAUACCGAAAACUGUUGAAACUAAGCCGCGGCUCCUUGGGUCAAGUCGCCGUGGGGAAGUUGGUCAACUUGCUGUCGAACGACGUCCAGCGGUUCGACAUCGCGUCGGGAUUCCUCCACUACAUCUGGAUCAUGCCCAUCGAGACGGCGAUCGCUUUCGGCGUCAUGUACCACAGCGUGGGCUGGGCUGCCGUCGCAGGUAUCGGCGGGAUCGCCCUCCAAGCGGUGUUUCUUCAAGGCUACCUCUCCCGUCUCCAAGGGAUCUACAGGAUGAAAAUCGCCCAGAAAACCGACAGUCGCGUGCGCCUCAUGAACGAAAUCACCGCUGGAAUUCAAGUGAUCAAGAUGUACGCCUGGGAGAAACCCUUCGAGAAAGUGGUAGCUUUAGCCCGCAAGUACGAGAUCAAAAUCGUCGCCAAAACCUCCUACAUCCGAGGGUUCUCUCUCGCUCUAAUGGUCUUCACGGAACGCGCCGCCGCCUACUUAACCCUCAUCACCUACGUCCUCAUGGGGAAUAAACUCACGGCCGACGUAGUCUUCGCCGUGGCGCAGCUUUUCAACACCGUGCAACUCUACAUGUGCAUUCUGUACCCCCUCGGCGUGUCCACGUUCGCCGAAGCCAAAACCUCCGUUAAGAGAAUCGAAGAGUUCCUGCUCCUCGAAGAAAACAAUGCGACCCCCCAGAUCACCUCAGUCGCCGAAUCCGAAAAGAACGGCACCGUCAAGCUCAACCAAGUCAGCGCGAGUUGGGUUCCCAACCCCAUCGUCAGCACCCUCCUGGACCUCAACGUCGACAUCAAACCCGGUACUCUCUGCUGCGUCGUGGGUCCCGUAGGUGCCGGGAAGAGCUCCUUCCUCCAACUUCUCCUCAAGGAGUUGCCCCAAAACUCCGGUAAAGUCGACGUCACCGGGAGCAUUUCGUACGCAUCGCAGGAACCCUGGUUGUUCGUCGCGUCCGUGCGCAACAACAUCCUAUUUGGUCAACCUUUCGUCAAAAAUCGCUACAAAGACGUGGUGCACGUGUGCGCUCUAGAAACCGACUUCGAGCAAUUCCCUCACGGCGAUAAAAGUUUAGUGGGGGAAAGGGGCGCUUCGUUGAGCGGAGGGCAACGUGCCCGCGUCAACUUAGCCCGGUCUGUUUACAGAGAAGCCGAUAUUUACCUCUUCGAUGAUCCCCUGUCCGCCGUGGAUGCACACGUCAGCAAACAUUUGUUCAACGAGUGUAUCGUCAAGUAUCUGGAAAACAAAACGCGAAUUCUGGUUACCCACCAGCUGCAAUUUUUGCGGCAGGCGGAUUUGAUCAUCGUUCUCAAUAACGGACAAAUUGAAAAAAUCGGGACGUUUGCUGAAUUGUCGGAAAACGAACUGAGCACUCUGAAUUUGGAGCAACCCGAAGAACAGAAGGAAGACGAAGUACAUCAGAGGGAGCGCCUUAUGUCUGUAGUCUCUCUGAAUAGCACCGUGCCCGACGACGACGAAGAAGCAGAAACCCAAGAGACGCAGGAGUUGAUGGAGAAGGGCGCGAUUCCUACGACCACCUACUGGCAGUACUACCGAGCGGGUGGUACCAUCGCCGUUCUUCUAUUCCUCAUCCUACUUCUCGUUAUAGCGCAAGCCAGUUGCAACGCGUCAGACCUUUGGCUCACUUACUGGACAAACAUGGAACAACUCCGGACGAGCUCGUCCGAAACUACUAACGGGAACGACAGUUCCACAAACCAACUAAAUAUAUCCGAAGCUGACGCUAUCACCCCAACGACGACCUUGGCAGUGAACCUAACCACUGACCCAUCCAACGUCACCUUUGACGUCCGGUCUUCUCCUUUCCCCUUUAACAUAACAAGUGACACCCGAUCCGAAGAUAUGAUGUCUCAAUCCACGUACAUCAUCAUCUACUCGAUUCUCAUCCUAUUAUCGAUCAUUCUGACCACCGCUCGGUCUUUCCUCUUCUUCAGAAUCUGUAUGAACGCAUCGAAGCGUCUCCACAACCUCAUGUUCAGUAACGUGCUUCAGGCCACGAUGCGUUUCUUCGACACGAAUCCGUCGGGCAGGAUUUUGAAUAGGUUCUCGAAGGAUAUGGGUGCUAUGGAUGAACUGCUGCCGCGGGCGAUGAUCGAGGCCAUUCAGAUUUUCCUGGUGAUGGCUGGAAUUUUGACCAUGGUGUUUAUAGUGACUCCUUGGAUGGUUGCCGUAGCGAUCGUCCUAGGACUCCUAUUUUACUGGUUCCGGGUGAUUUAUUUAGCGUCGGCUCAGGAUGUCAAACGCCUGGAAGGAAUAACUCGGGCACCAGUUUUCUCACACGUCUCUGCUUCCUUGUACGGUUUACCGACGAUCCGCUCGGCGAACGCCCAAAAUAUGAUAAUCAAAGAGUUUGACGCCUUGCAAGAUCAACACACUAGCAGUUGGUUCCUUUUCAUCGCUUCCAGUGAAUCGUUCGGAUUAUACUUGGACGUCAUCAGUACUAUUUUCUUGACCAUUGUCACUUACCAGUUCCUUAUUUUUGACGAUGGUACUACCCGAAGCGGAAACGUGGGUUUGGUCAUCUCUCAGAGUCUUAUUCUUACGGGGAUGCUGCAAUACGGAGUCCGUCAAACCACGGAAGUCGCCAGUAAUAUGACUAGCGUCGAACGCAUCUUACAAUACACAAAACUAGACAAAGAAGGACCAUUCGAAUCGCUUCCCACGAAAAAGCCGAGUCGCGAUUGGCCGCAACAUGGCCGCGUCGUCUUCAAAGAUAUCUAUCUACGCUACAUCCCGGACGAUCCUCCGGUUUUGAAAAAUUUGAACAUCGAGAUCCGGCCAGCGGAAAAGGUGGGAAUCGUGGGCCGUACCGGCGCCGGCAAAUCCUCCCUCAUCUCCGCCCUCUUCCGCCUGACAAAAAUCGAAGGCGCCAUCGAGAUCGACAACGUAAACACCCAGUUCAUCGGCUUGCACGAUUUGCGAUCCCACAUUUCCAUCAUCCCUCAAGAGCCAGUAUUAUUUUCUAAUACAGUACGUUACAACUUGGAUCCGUUCGAGAAGUGCGACGACAGGACGUUGUGGGAAGCCCUCGAAAACGUCGAAUUAAAGGAUGCCAUUGAAAGCCUAAACCAAAGAGUUAAUGAAGGAGGGUCUAAUUUUAGUGCCGGCCAACGCCAACUCGUCUGUUUGGCUAGGGCCAUAGUUAGGAAUAAUAAACUACUGGUGCUGGACGAAGCUACUGCCAACGUAGAUCCGUCAACUGAUGCCUUAAUCCAAGCUACUAUACGUAAGAACUUCAAAGACUGCACGGUUUUGACUAUAGCUCAUAGGUUGAAUACCAUAAUGGAUUCGGACAAGGUUCUGGUGAUGGACGCGGGUCAAGCGGUGGAGUUUGGACAUCCGCACGAAUUAUUACAGAAUAAGGAAGGUUACUUUAAUAAAAUGUUAAAAGAAGUGGGGCCUACGUUAGAACAACAGCUACGACAAGUAGCGAAAGAUGAUUUUGAGAAAAAACGAACAAGUGAGAGCGAACAAGGUGAUAAAUAGGUAUUUUCUUACGUACCAAUAUACUUACAAACAAUAACGAGCUUCAGCUUGACUUAAAGUAUUUACUUAACAUAUACUUAACUGUCUACUUAAAUUUCAGAUUUAUUUAUUUUUGAUCACUGUUUUGUUUAAAUAAAUUUUAUAUCAAACGCAA
Molecule: messenger RNA, 4551 nt
Organism: Zophobas morio
Lineage: Eukaryota; Metazoa; Arthropoda; Insecta; Coleoptera; Tenebrionidae
Product: ATP-binding cassette subfamily C member 4-like
Exons: 10
Coding region: 375-4397 (1340 amino acids)
Biological process (GO): transmembrane transport
Cellular component (GO): membrane
Molecular function (GO): ATP binding; ABC-type transporter activity; ATP hydrolysis activity
Source: RefSeq, a predicted model, not a curated record